AUGUCAAUCGAGAUCGUCCCGCUGGCCGAGGCCGAUAUCGCGGGUGUCGUAGACUGUGUGCAGAAAACCUUCGCAGAUGACCCUUUUUUCCGGUGGGCCUUUGAUGCAAACAAGUUCAAAGUUGAACGAAAUGCAGCCUCGAUGGCGGCACACCUACGAUUCAGCCUCAACUGCGGCUAUCCGGUCUUCGUCGCAAAAGUGGGUCGCGCAGCAAAUGAAUACAAAACCGACCACGAAAUCAGACUAGUGCCAGGCACCAUUGUUGGCUUUAGCUGGUGGAGUCCCCCUGAAGCAUCCGCCAUGCCCCAGACAUGGUCUGUCUGGGCCCAAGAAUGGCUCCUCUCCUUCCGACAGCUCGCGUUCAAUAUCCGCUUUGCCGGCCGUGGCGGUCUACAAGUUCGCCGAUACUGGCUUUGGAAGAAGGCCCAGAAGGAAACACAGGACGACAUCUGGACUGACCCCCGUGGUUACUACUAUUGCAGUCUGCUGGGUGUCAGCUCACAGGUUCGCGGUAUGGGGGUUGGAAGACGGCUUAUGGAGACCAUCUUGCAAAGGGCAGAUGAAGAGGGUAUCUCUUGCUAUCUAGAAAGCUCAAAGGGGUAUCCCAAUAUUGCCAUAUAUGAGAAGAUGGGAUUUCAGGUCAGCAAGGAGAUCAUGUGUGAUGAUGGCGGGGAUGUUUGCAAGCUGUAUGGCAUGACUCGCAAACCCAAGACCAAGGCCUAA
Penicillium odoratum is the source of this 723-nucleotide messenger RNA. RefSeq names its product GNAT family N-acetyltransferase. Gene Ontology annotation, molecular function: acyltransferase activity, transferring groups other than amino-acyl groups. The transcript has 3 exons. Lineage: Eukaryota; Fungi; Ascomycota; Eurotiomycetes; Eurotiales; Aspergillaceae. The coding region runs from base 1 to 723 and encodes 240 amino acids. The record is from RefSeq and is a predicted model, not a curated record.